This is a messenger RNA of Macrosiphum euphorbiae (potato aphid), 1767 nucleotides long. Lineage: Eukaryota; Metazoa; Arthropoda; Insecta; Hemiptera; Aphididae. The record is from the annotation of a GenBank genome assembly.
AUGGAUGUCUGGAACGUAAUUUGUCGUACCAUGCUAUUGCAGUUUCUGCUAAUCAAUCAUAGUAUAUCCAGUGAAAAUCAAGACAAUGCAUUUUUCAACCUCACUCUAACCACCAAUAGUCCGGGAUUACAGUACGAGAUAUUAGGGGAAGGUAAAUUGUGUAAAAGUAGUUGGACCAUUAAUACAUUCAUAGAUUUAAAAUAUUUAAUAAAUAGCCAUAGUGACAUAAGGGAUAUGUUAAAUACAAUUAACACAUAUGCAAUUAAGGACAGUUUCCAAAUAACUGUGAAUAACUUAGAGAAGCAUUUAAAAAAAAUAAAUUUAGAUAUACAGGUAAUUAGACAAAUGGCUAGGUAUAGAAAAAAGGUUAAGCGAUCAUUUGAGUCUGGAGGUUCGGCACUACAGUGGAUGUUCGGUAUUGCCGAUGCUGACGAUGUACGGAGGUAUGAUAGUUCGAUUAACAAAUUAGAGAAUGAUCAAACAGAUAUGAUCCACAUAGUUCAGGACCAAGUGUCUAUUUUAAGGAGCACAAUAACAAAUUUCAAUGAAACCAUAACAACAUUUAAUGACAAUAAAUUAUUAUUUGACAAAAAUAUCAAAAAAAUUGUAACCUCUAUUAACAACAUAAAUAUUGAAUUAGUAGACAAAAAAAAUCAAAUUAUUGUUCUAAAAUUAAUAUCCCUAAUUGAAAAUAAUAUAUUUGAAUUAGAUAUAUUUGUAACGAGGUUACAAAGAAUGAUAUCAAACGUUCAAACAAAUAAAUUAGAUGUUUUUAUAAUUACACCAGAUCAGUUGUUGUCAGAAAUAAAACAAAUAGAAAAUAUUCUACCUGAAAAUUUACAAAUCCCUAUCAAAUUUAAUGAAACUAAUAUACAAGAAAUAUACAAAAUAAUACAUAUAGACCUUCACCCAAUGAACGAUAGGAUAAUAUUUUCUAUAAAAAUUCCUUUAUGUAUCAGUGAAAUUUUUAAAUUUUAUUAUAUUAUACCAAUAUAUGUUCCAUUUAAUGAGCACGGACAAUUUAUACACAUUGCUGAAAAUCCAACGUAUUUAUUAACAGAUGAUGUGGUGACAAAAUAUUUUAUUUGGUCAAAUAUCAAUAACUGUUUAAUAGUUGCCGACAUUUUUGUUUGCGGUUUCAAUGAAAUGUUACACAAUAGUGAUACUGAUCCUACUUGUGUAACAGAAAUAUUAAAAAAUGCUUUAACUAAACCUACGCAAUGUGAUACUUAUAUCACGGAAUUUAAAAAAGAAUUAUGGUACCCAUCGUUUUUCAAAAAUAAUUGGUACUUUGUGUGUGAAAAGCCCACAACAAUUACAAUAAUUUGUAAUAAUCGAUAUUUUAUUCGUAAAAUUACAUUGAAAAGUUCUGGAAAAUUAUUUUUGAAAGGUGGGUGUCAAGCUCAUACUACUAAAGGCGUAUUAAUAACAGAGCAAACAGUAGAAUCGUCUUUUGCAACACUACCUUUAGAUUUAAGUAUUUUAAAUGAUUCAUGUUGCAAUAUUACACUUAACCAACGUUAUCCAAAACCCAUUCAUUUAGAUGAAAUAAAAAAUUUAAAAUUCGACAAAGAAGCUUUCAUAAAAAUUAUUUCAAAGUUAAAUACACAAGAUGAAUUACUAAAUUCAAUAUUAUUAAAUAAGACAUAUGAAUUUGUAUAUACAAACAAAUAUUUAAUCAUUACAAUAGUUAUUAUAAUAUUAUACGCGAGUAUAAAAUUCUGUAUUAAAAAAAAAAAAAAAAAAAUUCAGCUUUGUAAAAUAUAA